This is a messenger RNA of Staurois parvus, 463 nucleotides long. The record is from the annotation of a GenBank genome assembly. NCBI's taxonomy places the organism in Eukaryota, Metazoa, Chordata, Amphibia, Anura, Ranidae.
UAGGGGACUGACCAGACACAGUACAGGGGAUGACCAGAGACUGUGGACACAGUACAGGGGAUGACCAGAGACUGCAGGCACAGCACAGGAGAUGACCAGAGACUGCGGACACAGUACAGGGGAUGACCAAGAGACUGCAGACACAGUACAGAAGAUGACCAGAGACUGCGGACACAGUACAGGGGAUGACCAGAGACUGCGAAGACAGUACAGGAGAUGACCAGAGACUGCGGACAGUACAGGAGAUGACCAGAGUCUGCGGACACAGUACAGGAGAUGACCAGAGACUGUGGACACAGUACAGGAGAUGGACCAGAGACUGCGGACACAGUACAGGAGAUGGACCAGAGACUGCGGACACAGUACAGGAGAUGGACCAGAGACUGCGGACACAGUACAGGAGAUGACCAGAGACUGCGGACACAGUACAGGGAAUGACCAGAGACUGCGGACACAGUACAGG